UUUGGAAUUUUCUUGUAAUAAUCAAGUUUUUAAAUUAUUCACAACACUCCAAGGAGCUAAUGAGAAGAGAUUAGAUUUGCUUACGCAUUGUGACUUCUUGAUAUUCAUCAAGAAAAAUAAAUAUAAUUAUAUAUUGCCUUUCAAUGCAGUUGGCUUUUCUAUUCUUUCCCUUUAUAUAGUUGGCCCCCCUAUGACUUUGUGACUUAAAAAUGUUCCUAUGCUAAUUGCUAUUGGCCCCUUAAACUUUCUAAAUGCAAACAGCCUUUUCAUCUGUGUGUUAAUGUCUUCUUCUGUUUAGAAUCAUCCUCAUUUUUCUUUGAGAGCUAUGCUAUUUUAGUUCCAUACCUAUUAAUAGCUCAUUUUGAUUGUGACCCCGAAAAAAAUUGUUAAUGUCAUAACCAAAUCUUUGCAUUAUCACCGUUAAGUAGAUUAAUUGCGAAAACAGAAUGCUAUAGUGAGGCCACUUGCCAUAAUCUGCUGAAGAAAUAAGAUUGUUGGUUUUGAAGUAAGUUCUUGGUGGUUGUUCGAUGAAGUCCAACUAUCUUGGAUAUAUUGUUCGUUAACAGCAUUUUAUUAUUUCCGCCUUUUGAUGGGCUGCUUUCACUCAACGAUCUCCAAAUACACCCCUGGUUACGAGGAGCCAACAGUGCUUGCUGCUGAGACAGCUUUUACAGUGAGUGAAGUUGAAGCAUUAUACGAGCUGUUUAAGAAAAUAAGCAGCUCUAUAAUAGAUGAUGGACUCAUUCACAAGGAAGAACUUCAGCUGGCACUUUUCAGGAACCAAAACAGAAGAAAUCUGUUUGCAGACAGGAUUUUUGAUAUCUUUGAUUACAAGCGCAAUGGAGUGAUUGAGUUUGGAGAAUUUGUCAGAUCAUUGAGCGUCUUCCACCCAAAUGCACCAGUAGCCGAUAAAAUUGCAUUUGCCUUUCGAUUAUAUGAUCUAAGGCAAACUGGUUAUAUUGAGAGAGAAGAGCUGAAAGAGAUGGUUUUGGCACUGCUGCAUGAAUCGGACCUGGUCCUUUCAGAUGAUGUAGUUGAAAUGAUUGUAGAUAAGACAUUCAGUGAAGCAGAUAAAUUGGGUGAUGGAAAGAUAGAUCCAGAAGAAUGGAAGGAGUUUGUUUCAAAGAAUCCUUCUCUUCUAAAGAAUAUGACCCUUCCAUAUCUGAAGGACAUAACUUUAGCAUUUCCUAGUUUUGUGAUGAGCUCUGAGGUUGAAGAUUUGGAAGUCUAAGGCUCAUAUUAAGCACAGAUAGCGCGCAUAGUGGAAGGUCGUAUCAGGUAAUCUCCUCCACGCUGUGAUGCAUGCAAAGGGUUCAAGAAUCAAAAAAGUCAUAAGGUGCUGCUGCAUCGAAUUAUUUGGAGGUUCGCCACAUAAGACUGAACUUAAGAGGCAGAAGAAAAUCAGUUUUCUGCCAUCUUCAAUUGCUUUGCAAGAUAUAGUACUUCAAAAUUUCUAGCUGUUCAGCUGGAUUUAGAAAGCAAUUGUUACUACUGUUCAUGUUAUAGUUCUCCAAAACCGUUGUUCUUUUUCAUUUUGCCCUCAUGUAGGCUAAAGUUUUGACAGGGGUUGUUCAUAUUUUUUCUCACUUCUCUCGAACUUAAAAACUCUAUCAUUUGUAAUAAUCUUUGGAAAAACAACAUUUUGGUGAUGAAGAUGCAUUUUUGGGUCAAAGAAUCAAUAAAGAUGUGAAAACUGUGACAUAUCAAAUAAUGUUGAUUUACUGAACCUUUGCCUCAGUGGUUAAGUGAGAUUGUUGUUGCUCUUUUCA
This is a messenger RNA of Nicotiana attenuata, 1769 nucleotides long. Its product is annotated as calcineurin B-like protein 4. The transcript has 9 exons. The record is from RefSeq and is a predicted model, not a curated record. Gene Ontology annotation, biological process: calcium-mediated signaling. Bases 590 to 1231 code for a protein of 213 amino acids. Gene Ontology annotation, molecular function: kinase binding; calcium ion binding. Lineage: Eukaryota; Viridiplantae; Streptophyta; Magnoliopsida; Solanales; Solanaceae.